Molecule: messenger RNA, 4452 nt
Organism: Schistocerca americana (American grasshopper)
Lineage: Eukaryota; Metazoa; Arthropoda; Insecta; Orthoptera; Acrididae
Product: flocculation protein FLO11-like
Exons: 11
Coding region: 1-4452 (1483 amino acids)
Source: RefSeq, a predicted model, not a curated record
AUGCCUGCCGACACUAUAACAGCUGGACCACCAAAACCAUCAUGUGACAUGGUGACAGUGAGAACACAUUCUCAAAUUGAAGUUGAUGAAACUGACUAUGCACUGAGUGAACCUGACGAGGAAUGCGUUGUGCGCGAGUAUGUGGACAGUGGUAGAGUGCCUACAGACGCUGAAGAUGAACUCUCCGCACCUGAAACAGAUGACGACGCAGCUUGCGAGACUGUGGAGGCAGCGAAGAAGAAAGCGGCCGCCCCCGCGGUGCGGAAGCUGAUAGCCAAGGUGGCGGCCACCGCAGCCGCCAAGGGCGCCCGCAAGGCCAAGCCGCCCCCGCCGCCCCCGGCCAAGAGGCAGGACCGCCAGAGGACGGCCGCCGCCCCCAGCAAGCAGCAGCAGUCCAAGAGCCCCACCAGGAAGAAGGCGCCAAAGAAGCAGGCCCCCGGGGUGAAGAAGGCAGCAAAGGCAGCGAAGGUGGUGUCGGCGGUGGCGCGCGCCAAGCCGGCGGCGGCCGCGAAGCGCCCGGCGACGCCCGCGCCGCCGCUGCGCAGCAAGAAGCACCUGCUGCGCGCCGGCGCCGGCGCCGCCUCCGCGGCCACCCCGCGCCAGAGGGCGGUCGCCGCCGCCGCAGCCGCCGCCAAGAGGCGCGGCCCGCCGGCCAAGCGGGGCCCGGCCGGCGCCGCUGCCGCCGCCCCCGUCAGGAAGCCGCAGCAGCAGCAGCAGCAGGCUGCCAAGGCGACCGCCAAGCCGGGCGGACCCAAGAAGAAGAAGCAGGCGGCCGCUUCCAAGGAGGAGCCGCGGCCGGACGCUGCGGACCAGCACGCCCCCGAGGCGCCUCCGGCCCCAGAGGCCAAGCCUGCAGGGCCGGAAGUGCCCGCCCCCGCCACCGCCCCCGCCACCGCCGUACCGGAACCGCCGCCGCGUUCUCCGGCUUCUCCCGCGUCGACAAAAUCGCCAUCCAGUCCGCACCAGGCUGUUCUGGAGGGCUGCCCCGUUCCCUCUGACGGAGCGGCUUCUCCCAAAUCGCCUCCCCUCUUUUUACCCCCGCCGGCCAGCCCCGGUGACAGUUCGAAGGCUAAAGGAAAGGACAGCUCGGAAGCGAGAACCACUCAGACUGUGCCUUCAGGGAAAUCGGCUCCAAAAAACGCCGCCUCCGCUAAAGAUAGCGCCUCGAGAGUCGAAAAAGUCUCUUCCCUGUCCAAGACUUUGGCAGCGGACAAGGCUGCCCCACCGAAGUCGCCGGCUCCGGAGCGGUCUGCCCCGCAGAAGGGCUCCGGUGACAAACUGAGUUCUUCCUCCAAAGUCGCAGAGAAGAUUAGCAGCCAGUUGCGGAGCUCGACGCAAGACAAGACGAAAGUACCGCCCGCGGAGAAGUCGGGGAAGAGCUCCCCUUCGGAUAAGCCGGGGACCAAAUCCCCCACUGCGGACAGAACAGUGUCGCCUCGAGUGUCCCCCACGACAGGUGUCGCGUCCCCGAGAUCGCCAGCCGCUUCUUCCAAUAGUCCACCUUCGCCGGCUAGCGACGCCGGCAGUAAGAAUGCGAAAGAGCCGCCUCGUGAGGAUCCCGCGAGGCGGUCCGCAGCUGCGGAGACGGGUGCGGCUCCGGCCUCGCCGUCCGGUGCCACCUCCGGCGAUAAGUCGAAAGAGCAGCAGUGGGCAGACACCGUCCACCUUCCAGAGUCACCGAACAGGACCAAGAAGUCCGGCGAGAGUGACGGGAACGCGCCCAAGACUACGGCUACCGUGGCGACCAACACCUCACCGACGACCUCGAGGAAGUCCACUAAGGAGUCCGCGGAGACUGGCGGCGGCAAGAACAGCGGCGGGUCCUCGCCCAGGACGGUGGCGUCGACCAACACGGCGACUGGAAAGAGGUCGCCCACAGAGGAGCCGACUGCCGCCACUGCCAAGUCGACAGCCAAUGCCGCCACUAACACGGUGCCAAAGAAGAAGUCCCUCUCGUCGGCGACGAGUGUGGCGGUGCUGGCGAAGAAGGUGAAGGGCCGCGCGGACGUGGGCACGCUGGCGCGGCCCCAGCUGCCCGACACGGCGCCCUGCAUCCAGGAGCUGCUGCUCAUGGCCACGCAGGCCAUCAGCGCCUACACCGAAGGCGACGACGAGGACGACGACGCUGCCGCCAGGCGCGGCUCCAAAUCGUCGUCCAGUGAAGCCGGCGGCAGGGCGAAGAGGUCGGACAGCAGCGCCAGUGACGGGGAGAGGAAGAAGCAGAAGAAGAAGACCAGGAGGAAGAAGAUGCUGCUGCUCGCAUCGGACUCGAAGAACUCCGCCGGCGGAGUGGGCGCUAGUGCUGCCGCCGGCGCAGAGUCGCGUUCGCAGUCGUCGUCCCCCACCGGCAGCUCCUUCGGGAGUCCCGGCGGCAGCUACAAGCCCGCCUCCAAGAAGAGCGAGCUCAAGGACAAGAUCAUCGCCAAGAUGGUGGCCGAGAAGGCAGCGUCGCUGCUGGGCGCGGCGUUCGCCAGCAGCAUCAAGAAGGGCCGGCAGGAGGAGAGCGACGGCGCGCCGGAGCAGGCCGAGCGGCUGGAGUACUCCGUGGCUGCCUACCCCGUGAUGGAGGAGGCGGCGGCGGCGGGCCCCAAGUCGUCCUCACCUGCCCACACCGUGGACGCCAGCCCAGCAUCACAGGCAACCGACCCUCAGCCUCCUGCAGAACCUGAGGACCGCAAGCCCACAGCUGCCGAGCUGGCCGCGGCCACGCCCUCGCCCGCGGACUCCGCGGUGGAGGUGUCUGCGGCGGCCCCCGGCGACCAGAAGGGCGGCGAGGCGGCCGGCAGCCAGCCGGAGGAAGACUCCUCCACGUCGGACGAGAUCACGCUGGACCUGCUGCUGCUGCGCCAGCAGGAGUUCCGCCGCAACCAGCAGCAGCAGGAGGAGGCCGCCGACUCGGGCAGCACGACGCCCGCGCCCGCCACGCCCGCCGCCCCCGCGGCCGCCCCCGCCGCCGCCCCCGCCACGCCGGCCGCCGUCAAGACGGAGGCGGUCGCCACGUCCGACGAGGAGAGCCUCAAGACGCUCAAGACGCGCAUCCGCGAGAAGCUGGCCGCCGUCAGCGCCGCCGCCGCCGCCUCGUCGCCGUCUUCCGCCAACGACGAGUCCUCGGCGGCGUCCUCGCCUCUGGCUCUCCACGGCAGGAAGUCCGUCAAGAAGCAGCUGGCUGCGGUGAAGAAGGAAGACCCGGAUGGCGCAAAGGCGCUCCCCAAGAAGGAAGGUGUUUCUUCAGACGACGGCGGCGCCGACGCCGAGGACGAAUACGCCGACUUCGGCGAUGACGACGACGACGUGGACGACGUCGCCACCGGCAGCUCCUCCAGCGGCGGCCGCGUCAAGCAGGUGAAGAAGAAGCGCCGCCUGCUGAAGAAGGCGAGCUCGACGGCGGCGUCGCGGCGCAAGCAGGCGCCGGCCGACAGCGGCAGCGACUCGGAGCAGCGCGCGCGCCGCAUCCGGCUGUUCGGCUUCUGGUCCGGGCCCAAGCGCCACCGCGUCGCCUCGCUCAACGCCCUCGCCAAGGGACUGUUGCAAGUCAGGACACUACAUGCACUACAUGAUAUUCAGCAGCUGUUUGUUUGUCCUAUUGUUGGUAGUUACGCUGACGCAUCUGCCACGUCGAAAGAGGGCCGCGACACGUGGGCGGCUUUGGGAACGACGCGUCCGGCCCUGAGUGACGGAGCCGUGUGUCCGCAGGUGCACUGCCUGUACGAGAACGAGAGCCGCAGCGCGCUGCUGGGGGUGUGCGCCCUGCCGUCCCCCGGCAGCGACGGCGCCCGCAGCGGAGGCGGCGGCGGCGGCGGAGGAGGCAAGUCGGCGCCCACGUCGGCGGCGUCUGCGGCGUCGCGGCGCUCUGCGGCGGCCGCCCCCAAGAAGGCGCCUCGCGCCGCGGCGCCCGUCCCGCCGUCCACGCGGACGCUGCGCUCGGUGCCCGGGCUGCGGCAGCCGGGCCGCCACUGGGACAUGCACAACGCCUCCUCCACCACCACCAGCACCUCCACCAGCUCCCCCAGUCCCAGCGGCGGAGAGUCCAGCUCGGGCGCCAACUCGUCGGCGGAGGAGAACGCGGCAGAGGCCCCCCGCGACGGCGGCUGCCCGCUGGCGGGCAAGAAGCGGGGGCUGCAGCGCCGCCCCCAGCAGCAGCCGCCGAAGAAGGUGGUGCGGCGCAAGCGGAACCGCGGCGAGCUGACAAUGGACCUGAAGGACAUGGUGGUGCGCAAGCGCAUGGCCUCGCUGAACGCGUCCGCCAUCCUGGCCGCCAGCUACUCCGUCGAGAAGCGGCCGCCGCGGCUGCCCGCGCCCGACGGCCGCAAGAAGCAGUACCGGAAGCCGGCCAAGCACAAGGUGCGUACUGCUCCACACCGACCAGUAACCGACACCGUCUGUCCUACUACUUUUAUAAAACAUAUCAAUUACGCCACCAUCAGUGUCACCUUAGGCCCCUAUGCAAACUGA